GUUGAAGUCCCCCAAAUGUAUUAAAUAGUGCGGUCUUUCUGAUUCGAUACCUUUUUUUUAACCUCAUGUCCUCACCUUUCUCACAAUCUCUUUAUUCUAUUGUCCCUUUCUUCGUAUCUUUCAACUUCGAAUCGCUGCAGACGGCCUAACAGUCCGAUAGUUGCCGCUAAGUACCAUCGCGAUGCAGGCCUAUCAGGACGACCGGCUGGAUAGGGCCGAGCAAAUCGCUGGCUAUGGGUUCAGUGCUCGCAGCCUGCUUCGGGAGGCUUUACAGACCCCAGGACCUGGAGUCCUAACUGCCGGUGAUCGUUCCAUCAUCGACGGCAACAAAACGUUGGCUCUCUUGGGGGACAGAGUUCUCGGGACUCUGCUUGUGGAAGCGAUGGUGAUUGAGAAUCUCGAAGCCAGGGGUGCCAUCGACGCCCAGCUCCAGCGUGCUGUAAAUAAUGUGCGACUCGCGGAAAUUUUUGACACGUUCGAUUUCCUGGAGUGUCUCAACCUAAAUCCAUCACAGGGUCGGGCCAUCGGUGCUCGGACGAAGGCUGACACUAUCGAGGCCAUUAUCGGUGCUGCGUACUUGGAUGGCGGACUCGAUGCUGCGAGACUUGUGGCAACGCGUCUCGGAAUUCUUUGAUACCGGUAAUGUCAAAAACCUCCUAUGCCCUUGAGCUAACGAUCAGUAGCCUGCCCAGACCAAGAGGAAACCUGGAAACCCCGCAUUGGGGCACCGAGGGAUUCCGUAUGGGG
Molecule: messenger RNA, 747 nt
Organism: Colletotrichum acutatum
Lineage: Eukaryota; Fungi; Ascomycota; Sordariomycetes; Glomerellales; Glomerellaceae
Product: ribonuclease III domain-containing protein
Exons: 3
Coding region: 182-634 (150 amino acids)
Biological process (GO): RNA processing
Molecular function (GO): ribonuclease III activity
Source: RefSeq, a predicted model, not a curated record